UCUUUUAAAUCUUAUUUGUUUUUCUUUCCUGCUCUCAAUUAUAACCCAUUUUAUCAUUGUAAAAACAAAAUUUAAAUACACAUAAAUAAACAUAAAUAUUUUACAAAAAACAAUUUAUCAUGGCUGAAACAAACACUAAUACUUCAACAUCACGCAAGUGUUUUGCAACCUUGCUUACAACCGAUUCGUAUCUCCACGGCGCCCUGACACUCGCCGCAUCUCUGCGCACAACCAACACCAAGUAUGAGAUUAUCUGCCUAGUAUCCGACAAACAGCUCUCCGCGCCAUCCCUCGAUCGACUCUCUUCAGCAUUCGACAGGAUCAUCAAUGUUCCUGCCUUAGACACAAAGGACAAAGUCAAUCUGGCGCUGCUCAAAAGGCCUGAUCUCGGAUCCACCGUGACCAAGAUUGCAGUCUGGUCGCUGACCGAGUAUCAGCGCAUAGUGUUUUUGGACGCAGAUACAUUGGUGCUCCAGCCAAUUGACUCGCUGCUGGAUAAUAAUGUAGAGACUGGUAGUGGUGGGUGGGCGGGUCGUCCGAAUGGCGGUAUGCGGAGGAAGGGCUUGCUGGGUGCUGCGCCGGAUUUGGGGUGGCCGGACUGCUUCAACUCGGGUGUGUUUGUCGCACAGCCUGCCGAGGCCACACACGAGGAGUUGCUCAAGAUGCUUUACGCCCAGGGAUCGUUUGAUGGCGGAGACCAAGGUCUAUUGAACGAGUAUUUUAGUGACUGGAGCCGUGCCGACCAUACGCGCCGCCUGUCCUUCAGCUUCAAUACUACCUCGAGUAGUUUUUAUACCUACGCACCGGCAUUUGCGAGGUUCUCCAAUGACAUCAAGGUAGUUCACUUUAUUGGACCGCAGAAACCGUGGAAAUGCAGUCGCCCUGUCAGCAAAGCUGUUUCAGACAGUGCUGUUAUCGCUUCCAAUGGCAGCAGUGAUUUUGAUAAUGGUGGGUUGGGUAAACUUGUCGAAAAGUGGUGGAGUGUCCACGACGCAUAUGUGUCGACCCAUAGCACCAAUAUCGGGGCGAUUGCCAAGGUUGUCGAGGUUGCCGAUGUGUCUCUCAAGGGCAUGAUUUCUGAAAGUGCAAAGGAGACAGAUGCUAGGGUCGAUACCGUGGCCAAGGCAAGCGUCAAGGGUCUGGCCUCGUCACAUGUUACGGAUAACGCAUGGAAGAGAGAUAAUGGUGGGAGCGGUGGCAGCAGCAGCAACAAUGCGCUGAUAAAACAAAGCCGGGUAGUUGGAGUGGCAGUGGUAGAGGAUGACAGCUGGGGUGUGUUUACGCCAGCUGCCGAUUUUACACUGCAACCAACGAUAUCCAGAAGAAAAUCAAAUGGACUCUCGCCCAGAAGCAACUAGGGUUAUUUUUUUAAAAUAGUUUUAAUGAUACA
Kickxella alabastrina is the source of this 1390-nucleotide messenger RNA. Its product is annotated as nucleotide-diphospho-sugar transferase. Bases 120 to 1358 code for a protein of 412 amino acids. The record is from RefSeq and is a predicted model, not a curated record. Gene Ontology annotation, molecular function: glycosyltransferase activity. Gene Ontology annotation, cellular component: cytoplasm. The transcript is spliced from 2 exons. NCBI's taxonomy places the organism in Eukaryota, Fungi, Kickxellomycota, Kickxellomycetes, Kickxellales, Kickxellaceae.